AGGAACCUACCAGGAGUGAGUGUCAACCCCGGUUGGAGGAGAUUCCACACCAUUGUGCCAGAGCUCCAAAUCGAACAAGGGUUGACUGGAGGAUGGCCAACUUCAAGGGACAUGCCCUUCCUGGCAGCUGCUUUCUGCUGUUAGGCCUGUGUUGGUCAGUGAUGUACCCUCUCCGACACUGCUGGAGGAGGCAUCAGCCUAAAGGAAGACAAAAACUACCCCUGUUCUUUAACAGAAUAGACUUAAUUGAGGGGGCACUCAUGCUUUUCUUUGCCUUUGUGGGCAUCAUGGCAGAGCAGUUUGUGCCUGAUGGGCCCCAUGCCCACCUGUACAACAGAGAGACCCAGUCCUGGGUGAAGCUGAUGAACUGGCAGCACAGCACUAUGUACCUCUUCUUCAGUAUCGCUGGAGUUGUUAAAGUCCUCACUAUGUCAUCGCUUCCAGUCCCACUUGGUCUUGACCGCCUUGCUCUCUCCCUGGCUUUUUUUAUUGAAGGGCUCCUGUUUUACUUCCAUGUGCACAUGCGCCCUCCUCUGGAUACCCACAUCCACUCCAUGCUGUUUGUGCCGGUGUUUGGUGGGGCGGCCAUCACCCUGUUGGAGGUGUUCAUGCGAGAUAACAUCGUACUGGAACUGCUCAGGACCAGCAUGACCAUCCUGCAAGGCUCCUGGUUCUUUCAGAUUGGAUUCGUGCUGUACCCAUUAAACGGAGUACAGUGGGAUCUGCAGGCACACGAUAACACCAUGUUCAUCACCAUGUGCUUCUGCUGGCAUCUAGCUGUGGCCCUGCUGAUCGUUGGCAUCAACUACUGGAUGGGCUGGUGCUGUGUACAAAGAUGUUCAGGAAGAGGAAGUGACAUAGAGAUCAUGAUGAGAAAGACAUCUAUCUCCCAGAAGGCUCUGCUACAGGAGUCAGAUGAAGAGUAGACAGACGCAUCAUGAAGUGUGUACAGUAGUAGAUCACUGUUAUGGGAUUCUUCACAAUUGUUUGUCUGAAAUUUGAUUAACUGGUUUCUCUUGUUUCAAAUCAAAUCAAAUUGUAUUAGUCACAUGCACCGAAUACAACAGGUGUAGUAGACCUUACAGUGAAAUGCUUACUUAUGAGCCUCUAACCAACAAUGCAGUUUAAAGGAAAAAAAAUAAAAAAUACGAAUAAAAAAUAAAAGUUAUAAGUAAAAAAAGAGCAGCAAUAAAAUAACAAUAGCGAGACUAUAUACAGGGGCGUACCAGUAGAGUCAAUGUGAGGGGGCACCGGUUAGUCGAGGUUUGUAACCCUGCUACUGUGUAUGUGUAUUUUGAGUGUCAUUUUAUCAAUGAAAUAAUGACAUGCCUUGUCGAGUUCAGAUUUAAGCCAAAUUAAUUUGAAAUGAAAUGCUUUACUGAGCCCUGACAAAUGUAAUGUAAUUCAAAGUAUAAAAGCUAAUAACUGAUUUUCAAGACUGAGGUUGCUAUGAGACCGAGGAAAAUAGGUGAGAUGUAAAAGUAUUCCUUGGAGGUGAGAGAAUUUCAACGUUUCUUGUGUCGUGACACAUUAACACCUGUUGUGUAUUCAUUACGUUGUGCAAUGGAAAACCAUUUAAAAACCAAAACGGGGAUAGGACCUACCUGAAUUUGUCCAAUAAAAAAAAUGGUUUCCAUUGCAAUACGUUCUCAGUUUGGAGUAAACGGUUUCUGUUGCAAAAUGACCAAACAUUUUGAAAACAGAAUCUGACUAAUGAAUACACCCGACAUCGACAACGCUACCUGCCAGAGUUUCCUCUCCUCUUAAGACAGUUGAAACAUUUGCAUACUCGUCCCGCCUAUGGCUAUACAGAAUGGAGAGCUACCGUCCUGUAGGUUUUCGCACCAGUCCAAGUUGUAACUAGCCUAACUCAGUUGAUCAACCAGCUAAAUAUUAAAAUCAGGUGUGCUAGGUUAGGGUUGGAGAGAAUUUACAGGACAGUAGCUCUCCAGGAACAAGGUUGGAGAGCCCUGCUAUAGAGCAACAUGCUUCUUUCACUCCGGAAAACAGAAUGUCUAAUGAUUGUCAGAGAUAAUAUAUUUCCAAUAAAUACUUUUUCAUUCA
Messenger RNA from Salvelinus namaycush (lake trout), 2064 nucleotides. RefSeq names its product transmembrane protein 45B-like. Bases 93 to 926 code for a protein of 277 amino acids. The record is from RefSeq and is a predicted model, not a curated record. The transcript has 6 exons. NCBI's taxonomy places the organism in Eukaryota, Metazoa, Chordata, Actinopteri, Salmoniformes, Salmonidae.